CUACUAAAAACGUUGUAAAUUAUACUUUGCAAACCUGCGUUUGGGGCCUUGCGUGCGAAGAGGAAGAAGAACUGUGAAAUAAAAAACUUCCCAUCGGAAAUUUCAACACCUGUCUGUCUGUUUCGCGAAAGCUUCGGAGAAAAGUGAACCAUCAAUCCACGGAAAACCAGCCAAGGCCGAAGAUGCAGAGAUCGAGGCGACGCUGUGAGGGCACGGCUAUGGGUGCCAUCGUCCUCGAUCUUCAACCCGGCCGUGGACUCGGCCCCUUCAAUCUCGGAAUGCCAAUUUGCGAAGCAUUUGAACAAAUAGAGCAGCGGCCCAACAUCUAUGACGUUGUCCAUGUGAAAUACUUCGACGAGGAGCCUCUGAAACUCGAUAUUGUUAUCAGCUUUCCAGACCAUGGCUUUCAUCUUCGAUUUGACCCUUGGUCACAGAGGCUACGUCUUAUUGAAAUAUUUGAUGUAAAGAGACUUCAAAUGCGAUAUGCUACUUCUCUGAUCGGAGGACCAUCAAAUCUUGCUACCUUUGUAGCAGUAUAUGCGCUUUUUGGGCCAACUUUUCCUGGAAUCUAUGACAAAGAUAGGGGUGCUUACACUCUAUUCUACCCGGGACUUUCUUUUGCAUUUCCAAUACCAAGCCAGUAUACAGAUUGUUGCCAUGAUGGUGAAGCGGAACUACCAUUGGAGUUUCCUGAUGGCACAACCCCAGUGGCCUGUCGUGUCUCCAUAUUUGAUAGUUCUACAGUAAAAAAGGUUGGCGUAGGAGCCUUAAUGGAUAAGGCUUCUGCUCCCCCAUUGCCUGCUGGCAGCCUCUAUAUGGAGGAGGUCCAUGUUAAGCUUGGUGGUGAAUUAUACUUUGCUGUUGGUAGUCAGCAUAUUCCUUUUGGUGCUUCACCGCAGGACAUUUGGACUGAAUUGGGGCGUCCUUGUGGAAUCCAUCAAAAACAGGUAGAUCAAAUGGUUAUUCACUCUGCAUCGGAUCCCCGUCCUAGGACAACCCUUUGUGGUGACUACUUCUACAACUAUUUUACCCGUGGUUUGGACAUCUUAUUUGAUGGGCAGACUCAUAAAAUCAAGAAGUUUGUUUUGCACACUAACUACCCUGGUCAUGCUGAUUUCAACUCAUACAUCAAGUGCAAUUUUGUAAUCCAUGUUUCAGGUUCUUUUGAUGAAACCAACUGUAGAAGCACUAUUACCCCCAGCACGAAGUGGGAAGAUGUAAAGGAAGUCCUUGGGGAUUGUGGGCGAGCUGCUAUCCAAACACAAGGUUCAACAAACAAUCCUUUCGGAUCUACUUUUGUCUAUGGCUAUCAAAAUGUUGCAUUUGAGGUGAUGAAAAAUGGUUACAUCGCCACAGUUACUCUCUUCAAGUCAUGAGAUAUAGGACCCUUGCUGCCCAUGUCCGUUUGUUCCAAGCUAAUUAUGGAGGUUGGAUAGAUUGCUUCUCACUCUUGUUCAAUUUGAAAUGGCUGUUUAAAGAAAAUGAAGCGAGCUUCUUAUAAUAUGGGGUAUCUGGUUUGAUUAUAUGGGGUAUCUGGUUUGGGUAGCAUCUGUAUUUGUAUAUAUUCUUACCCUAUUGGCCUAUUUGGAUCAGCAAAUACUCUUAAAUAGACAUUAAUUAUAAUGUUGGACAGCAAGCAUGAUGAUGUACAUAACUAUUGAUUUGUAAAUAAAUAUUAUACUCUUCUAAUCACCAUGUUCAGAGGGAUCCUGUACCCCAGCAUCA
This is a messenger RNA of Momordica charantia (bitter melon), 1725 nucleotides long. RefSeq names its product PHAF1 protein At3g51130. Lineage: Eukaryota; Viridiplantae; Streptophyta; Magnoliopsida; Cucurbitales; Cucurbitaceae. The record is from RefSeq and is a predicted model, not a curated record.